UAGAAAUACUGUGAGAGAAAGGAAAACUCUCUCAGUCGUAUUAAACUGCACAGCGAUCACAUCAUAUCCCCUGCUUCAACAUGAGGACCCUUCAUGUCACUAUUCUCCUGGCACUGUUUAUCUGGACCAUGUAUGCAUUGGCUGACACAGGAAAGAUAAGACAGAAACGAGCUUGGAUCAUUGAUUCUUUCUCUAUUGAAGAAGAAAACCCUGGUCCAUUUCCAUAUAUACUAGGCAAGAUUGAGCUCACUAGGGCUUAUUUAGUGUCUUUCGAACUCCAGGGCCAGGGAAUUGAUAAAGAACCAAAGGAUGUUCUCUCGAUUAAUAAAGAUACAGGUGAAAUUUAUGUUCAUGGGAAAGUGGACUAUGAAGCUGUGGACAAGAGCAAGAAACUCAAAUUACAAUUUGAAGCAAGAAACAAAUCCAAUAAUGCAUUGGACACAAGGUUUGGGGUUGAAAUCAAGAUACUGGACAUAAAUGAUAACCCCCCAUUAUUUCAAUCAGCCAAAUAUGAAGUAACUGUGGAUGAGUCACAUUUGCAAGGUAAAGAGGUACUGACAGUGUUGGCAUCUGAUAAAGAUGAUCCGAGUACAAAAAAUGGCACCUUAUUUUUCACAAUCAAGUCUGUCACGCCAAAGACAGACAAUGCUGAGUUCUAUAUCCAACAGCAAGGAGAAUCAGGGACAAUUUAUUUUAAUGGGUGUUUGGAUUACGAGAAAGCUCAGAAAUACACAAUCCUGGUUGAAGCAAAGGAUGACGGAGAAAAGAUCAAACUUUCAAGUACAUGUACUUUGAUAGUCAAAAUCUUGGACAAAAAUAACAACCUUCCAGAAUUCUCAGGCAAAACAGGCCCUGGGAAAGUUAAGGAGCGAGAGACUGGGUUUGAAGUUUUGCGACUGCAAGUAACAGACAAAGACAGCCCUAGUUCAGAAGCCUGGAAUGCCAAAUAUACAAUCCAGAAUGAUAAAAAACAGUUUUUUAAAAUAGAAACAGACCCCGUUACAAACGAAGGCAUUUUAACAGUUGUUAAGCCAAUGGACUAUGAGGAGCAAUCAUACCAAAAUCUGACCAUCAGUGUGCAAAACGAGGCUCCCUACUUCUAUUGUAAGGUUAAGAAGCAUGUACCUAAUACCAUGUGGGAGCUGGAGAACAUCAAAAACCCUGGCACAAGUUUUCCAAACCUCUAUAAGACCAUUCAAGUGUCCAUUAAUGUUGAAGAUGUCAACGACCCUCCAGUUUUUAUACCCCCUUUAAUAGAGGUUGUGGUAAUGGAAAAUAUAAAAGUAGGCACAUUUAUAACAACCUUUACUGCUAAAGACAUGGAUGGAAGCCACAUAAACACAUUUAAAUUUGUGAAAGGAGAAGAUAUUGGUGAGUGGAUAACUGCUGAUGCCAAGACUGCCCAAAUUUCCACGGCUAAAAUUCUGGAUAGAGAGUCACCAUUUGUGGUAAACAGCACCUAUAGAGCAACACUGUAUGCUGUGGAUGAUGGUGUACCACCGCUGACCGGAACAGGAACUCUGAUUAUUCACAUCAACGAUCAGAAUGAUAACGUACCAAUGCUGGUGGUUAACAAUGUUGAUAUGUGUCUGUCAAAAGAGCCCACAAUGGCCAACAUCACAGCUGUAGAUCCUGACCUUCCUCCAUACAGCUCACCCUUCUACUUUGAGCUUCUGGGAGAUGUUAAGGAAAAAUGGAGGAUUGAUCCAGGUCAUGGGACAACUGUGAACCUUGUAAAAGAAAAUAGUGUAUAUUCAGGCUAUCACCUUCUACAGAUCAAGAUAUCAGACCAGCAGGGAUGUCAUGUCAUACAGAACCUGUCGGUCACAGUGUGUGACUGCUCCAGUAAUCCUAAUUGCCAUGUCACGAUGGUGUCGGGGGCCCGGAUAGGUGCUGGUGCUGCCUUGAUCUUUGUCAUUGCAGUUUUGGUCCUCAUAGCAAUGUUCUUAAUGGCUUUGCUGAUCUCCUGCAAGACGGAGAAAAAAAUGAUUUUGAUGGAUGAGGGCCUUGGAUAUCUGGUCACAACGAAUACUGAAAAUCCUGGAACAGAUUGCAUGGUGCCUGCUGGUGUAAAUGUCAAUCAGACUGAUUAUUCCAAAGAACAGAACACUGUCAAAGUCUCUAGCCAAGCAAAUGCAGUACAGAGCAUACCAUCAACUAAUAUCCAGGUUGUGUGUAAAGGACAACAGGCUGUUUCACAGGUUCAAAUGCAAGUCCGCACUGACCAGACAUUCCAAAGGUCAAUACGCAGGAGUUCCACAAGAAGUUCAUACAGAGGAAUUAGAAAUGUUCAGAGACUGCUGGCUCUCCAAACUAGUGACAAGGAGCUUGAUGUUUAUGAGCCACACUGUUAUGCGGAUGAAGACAAAUUUACGACCUCGGCUGAACUGGAUGCAAUCUCGAUCCCAGAGAAUGACUUUCAUCCUGCAAUGCUCAGAAAUCUGGACACAGGUUCAACCACCUAGCAAUCAUCUCCAGACCUGACUUGAUAGGAAGGUGGCAACUGUUUGUGUGGAAAUAUAGUGUUUUUAUUUGUUUUUUAAUAUGACAAUAAGAUGCUGUAUGAGAACUUGUAAUAAAAUAAAAUUAAUAUCCAAUUGUAAAUGAUCAGGGAUGUCGGGUGCAAAAUUACAGGACAAACUGAAUGAGGGUCUUCAAUGUUUUCUCUACUGUUAUAUGAGGAUUAAUAUAAGUGAUAAAUAUACUAGAUUUGUAUUUCCUGAAGCGAACAGCAGUGCUUGCAAGGUAGCAAAAGGUAGCUUAGGUUUUAGGCAUUGGUUCUGUGUAAAUUAAAUGCCACAUCAGAGCUUCUUUGUCGCUGACAUUAUGCUAAGACUUUAAAAUAAUUAUUUAUUUAAAGUCUGUGCUAUUUGCCCAGGUAAAUCCACAUUGCCCUAUUAACCUCUUCAGCUCUGCACUACUCUUCAGACCUGCCAGAGGGUCCCUGGGCAGAGCCAGAUGUUCACAUAAAUAGUCGUUUGUGGUACCAUUUAAAGGUGAGAAUCCGAACAUUGCACAGAACUCCAUCACUUUUGCGCUGACUAUUUUACAUAAAAACAAAAUAAGACCUGAAAACCUCCAUGUCACAAAUAAGCGCCACCCUAUGGUAAUGUAAGUAUAUAAAUACAAAAAUAAAAGCUUUUCAAUAGCACUAAAAUAGACAAAUUGUGUAUUAAAUGAAAGCUCUCGUUCUCAGGAAUGUGACUAUGCAGUUAUGUUUGGCAAUUUUGUUGCUCAAACACCAUUAUUUGAAUGAUUAUUGAGAAUCACAAAGCAAAAUAUAAUCUUUUUAUGAUGACAAAGACAAAUGUCUCAUGUCUGUUCUAAUUUCUUCUUCUGCAAGCCCCAAGUAGCCACAAACUCUAUAUCAGCUCUUACCUUAGGCUGUUUUCUUAAAAAACAAACAAUUUUUUACUUGUCUGUGAGCUUGCUUUGGUACUUAAUCCAAUGUUAUGUCUCAGAUGUCCAGAAAAAGCAUGAUAAACAAGUCCACUGCUAAAUAUGUUCUCAACAACUGAAGUAUUAUACAUCACUGCAAAGCUGAGAAUCACAGUUUUCCAAUGACAGAGCCAGCAUCAAAGGCUUUCAAAGACAGGAUAAAAUAAAUAAAUACAUAUAUAUUUUAUUUUUAUUUUUAUUUUUAUUUAUAUUUUUUUUUAAUGGACCAACAUUUUGCAGUUUGUACACUGUAUGUGUGAAAGGUUUAAAAAAAAAGGAGGCAGCAGUCAAAAUAUGCAGCAGAUCUAAAUAAGUUUAAGCAGGAAAGAAGGGUAAAAAUAAUUUUAUUUAAUAAAGAUAUUUGUGCAGUUGGCAGAAAUGAUUCAUCAAAUUAUAAUCAAAUGAUGGAGAAGAGCAUUAUAACUGAGCAUAUGCCAAAUGUACAGUGUAGUCAAGUGCAUCUUCGGUAUUUUAAAGAGAUGAUGGCUGGAUCACUGUGCUUUACAGUGCUAGCAGAGUGUGCCAGAUUGUGGUAGUCUUCCACAAUAUAUGACUUAAAACCAGCCCGCAAGAUUGGAAUUGUACCAUACAAAAUUGUGUUCAGCUCAGAUUUUGUGGCCGUGUUUGUGCCACUGGCUGAUCUGCAUAAUUCCUUAAGUGAACCAGGCGCUACAGCAGUGCAGAGAGCACAUGCAAAUAAUGAUGAUUUGUGCAAUUCAUUCCAUUCUUUGUGAAUUUUCCCCUCAGAUCUCUUGUUGGCUAUGCAUAUGGCAGAUUUUCAAACUUUAAUCAUCGUUUUUUUUUAUUUUUAUUAUUAUUUAUUUAUUUUUAAUAAAAUUUACACACAAAAAAGAAAAAAAAAAGCUAAUUUAAAGCUCAAAUUAUCUAUAUACCAAAGUAUGAAUGGAGUCUGUACAAUGCAGUUCAGCCUUAAUCAGUCCCUCCAGGAUUUUGCAAAACAUGGUAGAUUUAACCACUCUGCGCAUUAUUUGCUGUAUCUUGCAAUUUUGUAUAAUCUCCAAAAAAAAUUCACAUAAACCACGAAUCUGAGGUAUUUCGACCACUUUUCUUCAUGUCUGACAGCAGCAAAACAAUUGUUCAAAAAUCUUGAAGCAGUCGAGACAUAUCCAACUGCACAGCCCCCAUUCUAUCAUCUAUCAUAUAGUUGCCAACUAUCCAGUAUUAGCUGGGACAUGGGUAUAUCAGCUGAAAUACUGAGUGUGGUCUGCAGUGCGGUUCAGAGUUCAUUUGGAAUGCUCACCUAAUGCACUGUUGCCCUCGUAGGCAUAAAAUUGUAAUAAAAAAUAAUUAAAAGUCUGUUAUUGAACUGAUUCAUAUCAUUGACCAAUUACACGGGUUUCACCUUUUAAAUGUAUGGUAUUUUUGUGUAUAUUUAUUAAUUCAUUUAUUUUUUUGCCUGCUAACUGCAUAUUUAAUUAUUAUGCACUAAAACAUUUACAGAUAAUUGCACUUACCUGCAUACUAUGAUUAUUUGUGGAUUUUACUGUCAAAACAACACAACAAACACCAUAUUGAUGCAAAAAAUUCAGUCAUUUUGGACUGCAAUAAUCAA
This is a messenger RNA of Myxocyprinus asiaticus (Chinese sucker), 5011 nucleotides long. RefSeq names its product cadherin-like protein 26. Gene Ontology annotation, molecular function: calcium ion binding; cadherin binding. Gene Ontology annotation, cellular component: catenin complex; adherens junction; plasma membrane. The transcript has 16 exons. Gene Ontology annotation, biological process: multicellular organism development; cell-cell junction assembly; calcium-dependent cell-cell adhesion. The record is from RefSeq and is a predicted model, not a curated record. The coding region runs from base 81 to 2465 and encodes 794 amino acids. Lineage: Eukaryota; Metazoa; Chordata; Actinopteri; Cypriniformes; Catostomidae.